Molecule: messenger RNA, 831 nt
Organism: Mycotypha africana
Lineage: Eukaryota; Fungi; Mucoromycota; Mucoromycetes; Mucorales; Mycotyphaceae
Exons: 3
Coding region: 1-831 (276 amino acids)
Source: RefSeq, a predicted model, not a curated record
AUGUCACAACUCCCUGAUCCUAUUGCCUCAGCAAGUGCCUACAUUUCAGCUUAUAUGAGCGGCCAUGCGAACGCUAAUCUGGCUUAUGUCAAACAUUUUGGAAAGAAGCUUGAUGCUGUCAGUGCCACAUUCAAGAGUCUCAACUCGCAAGGUUUUAUUGUCACUUAUAAGAAUGCGGAAGGCAAGGAGGACGAGGUCUUUAUUGAGUAUACAUCACCUGUAACGAAACGAGAGGACGUCCGUGUAGUACUAGAAGAUAUGGCUAAGGAAGCAGAAAAAGCGCUUGGCAUGCCUAGUUCACUUGAUGGCCCUCCACCUAUACAAGCCUUAAUGAAAGCUGCUGCGAUAGAGAAUGCUCAAGAAGCGGAAAUUGCCAAAGCAAAAGAAGACAGAGAGGCGGAAGCCUCAGCUGCGAUUGCAUCUUCUGCAGUUGGAAAUUUGUUUGAGAACUCUGUUCCCAAAAGUACCCCUCUCGAUGUAUUUUAUCCUGCUGAUAGACAUUGGCAGUUGAUUAUAACAGCCGGAAUGGGUGCAACUGCUUUAUUGGGCUAUGCUUCAGAUGACGUUUUACGCCGACUUUUCCCAUCAUUUGUGCUUUCAUUUCGUAAUUAUAUGACACCAGAAUUAAUUCAAUCUAUCUUCUUUUGGGCCUCUGUAACACAUGUUACAGAAAGUUUUGUCGCUCUUUGCAUAUGUUUAAAACGUCGCUGGUAUAGCCCUUUGAACAUACUAAAGUGGACUGGAAGCACUAUGCUAUAUGGUUUUGCUUCUAUGCGUAAACUCAUUGGACAUGGACAGAAGGCCUCUCUGGCCAAAAAGAAAAUACAAUAA